AAGAGAACCAGCAAGCAGGGGGAGGGGGAGGGGGAGGGCAACAUGGAGGGCGUGUGCGAAAUCUACUUAGCAAUCUGGAAUCAAAUUGUUGGAAUCACGUUGAAAGUGAAUUCAAGUUAAUGCAAUCAAGUUAAUGAAAUCAAGUUAGCAAUGAAAUCAGGUUAGUGGGUAAUAGAGUCAGGCUGUGCGUACUAACUUGCGCGCCUCAUCUAUCCACUGCAAAGAUGUCUGGUUCUGGACGGUUGCAACAUUUGUCAUGCAAGUUGUCUGCCACGACGACGACCCACAGCCUCUGCAUGUGAGCGCUGCAUCUUUUUCGAUAUUCAUUUAUAUAGGUUGGUAAGAGAGGGAAUCAGACCGAACAGAUGGAAUCAGACUAGUGCAUGGAAUCAGACUAGAUGCGGAAUCAGUUUAGUGGAAUCAGAAUAGUGAAUAGAAUCAAGACACUUGAUGCAGACUUAUGCGCUGAAUCUGCAUCCCCAUCCGUCGUCGAAUGAAUGUGGUCGGUCAUUGCGUUCUCUGUCGUAUGCAUUGGGCAUGUUGAUGAUGCCCCCCUGCAGGCAUCGCUGUGGCCCAUCGCUUUCUCGUCACUUCAUCUGUUGGCAGUGCGUGUUCGCUGCUGCGCUUCUAUUUCAGGCGGGACUUGGCUUGCGUGCUCUGUAUGUCUGCGCAUCAGGCCACAUCUAGACGGAGGGGGGGCAAGGUUUUCAUAGUAUAUCUCGCAUAGAAAUUGUUUUCGGCGAUCCGUGGUGGUCAGCCCGGGCCAACUUCUAUCACAGGCUCCGGAUCAUUGUCGGCGCACUCGCUUCCUCAUUCUCGCGACGGCACGACUGGCAGACCGCGCGCGUGUCAUGGUUGGAUGACGGGGGCGGGCCCUAGCAGGUACUACAUGCAGAUGCCUUGUUUUUGGUUUCAGAUGCCAUUGCUUUCUUUUUUGGUCAGGCGUCCGGGCCCGGGCCAUGUCAGCCGGUAAAGCUUUGGCAAUAUUCCGGCAAUUUUUUUCAAAUGCCUAGGGGCGCCGCCGGCUUUCCGUCGUUAUGUGUGCCGGGUCCUUUGGCCGUGGGUGCCGGUUUUGCCCCCGCCCCCGGCCGUGGUCUUUCCCAGUUUCUGGUCGUGCUCGUGGGCGCCUUGGCCGUGGCCAGUUAUUUUCGGGCUGUUCGAUGUUGGGUUUCGUGUAUUUCGGGGCGUGGUGGUGUGAGGCGUGAUGGUUCGGCUGCCCGUCGUUUUUGUUUUGUGGUUGAAAACCUCUCUCAUAUUCCGACCCGCAAGCCCUGCGCUCGUGUCGCCUCGUCAUGCAAUUCUGUCGGAUCUGUCCUGAAAGGUCCGACAGAAUUGCAUGGCGGGACGAAAUGGUCGCCAUCUUCGUUUUACUCAAAACAGCCCGAAACCGGCAUGAACUGCAGCAAAAGCUGCAACUCAUGCUGCAACUCAUCGUGCAAUUUUCGGCCGAACACCGUCCCGACCAUUUUUGAAAAGCUGCAAUUGGCGCUGCAGUUGGCCGUGCAAUUUUCACGCAAUUUCAGGUCCAGGUCCGAAAACAAAGCAAAUGGCUUGGUUUUCGUACCCCCCCCUGAAAUUGCAGCUUUUUUGCGCACUCAAUUGCAGCGUCAGUUGCAGCUUUCCGAGAGUGGUGUGGGACAGUGUUCGGGACACUUUUUGCACAGUGAGUUGCGCACUUUUUGCACACAAGUUGCACACUCUCCUGGGAUAUUGUCAAAAGUUGGGGGGCGAAAGUGAUGCUGCAUGUGGCGCGCCCGCGCCUGUUUCCUGGGGUUUCUUUCAGAAGCGUGCCGCCCAUAGCUGGUUGGAAAAAUGCGCGCAGGGUGGUGAUGUCGCGCAUACCCCCGAUUGCCCCCCGCCGGUCUCCGGGGGUUGUCUGCAAAAGAUGUCUCCGCCCCAGGCGCAAGGCCCGGCCGCAAGGCGGUGUUGCGAUGAAGAUGCCCGCCUGCGCCGGAUGGGUGUGUUGUGAGUGCCCGCGGGGCGCGUCGAUCUGCGCAGCGGGGGGGCCUCUUUAGUCUAUGUCUAGGCCCGCCAGGGUGCUGGUGUGCCUGUGUGUUGGCUCCUCACCUCUAGAAAGACGCCUGGGCCGCGUGAAAAAUAAAACCCACCAGGGAAGGCAACAGCACUCCUACGCAGGCGCGGCCAUAAAAACUGCAGCGCCUGCCUUGGCGCAAAAAAAACAUGGCAAAUCCCGACGGUAUGCUGCGAAUUUCUUGAGGGAUUAGAACAGCGCUGAAGAUCACCUAUUUCGUGUCUACACAGCGUGGCUGAUCUGCUCGGCGAUACAGAAAAAAUAAAGCUACGCCCGAGCUAGAGAUACACCUACGGCGUGCCUCUCGUGCGGGCCCGAGCAAAAUGCUGUCGGUUGGGCCCUCCCGCCGCCGCCUGCGCUCUUCUCCCUACGGGAUCGGGCCCCAGUGGGGACAAAAUAAAAAAAAUGAUGUGCGUGUUUUUUUAAAAGGCCGCGGCCGUUUUUUUUCUUUGGAUUUUUCAAAGAAAAAAAAAACUUGCGCGCCUCUUACAUGGCGCGCGCGAAAGGCCCCGGCCUCUUCAGUGUGUGUCCAGGGGAUUGGCGUGACUUUUGGGCUUGCGCCGUCUUGGUUGCCGAUAGGACGCAAACCCUCGGGAGCCGCCGGCCUUUGGGGUGGUGUCUGCCGUUCGCAUCGGGGGAAUAUUUGUGGCCCUUGACCGCUGGCGCGGAGUGAGAGGGACGAACGCAAGGACGUUUUUGUCGUAAAAGCAGCACCUCCCGGCGCCGGAGGCUUCGAGGUGCACGCAGAUCAUGACUCCGAAAUCUGUGGGCAUCUAUCUUCGAAGCCCGCGGCGACGGGGCGCGCUUUUUUUACGACAAAAAAUUCCACAAUUUACGACAAAAAAUCUAAAAAAAUUUAAAAAAAUCAAAAAAAAUUGCGUCGCAAGAAAAACCUUAGGGGUCUGCGCUACCUUGGGGAAUUCUGCCAUUUUUCGUCCCGCCCUUGUCAUUUUUCUGACACGGACUUGACAUGGAUUCCGGAUUAUUUGUCGUAAGAUUUCGCCGUCAAGAUUCCGUUCUGAAAAAUGUGGGUGGGACAUUGUGUCUUGUCUUCGGUGGAGCCUGAUGAUGAAGGUCUUCUUGGUGUCUUGCAAGAACCUCGCGUGUGUCCUCCCAGAGGCCGGGGCCCGAUCGGCGGGAGGGUUGGUUUCUCACUUGCGUGGCGACACACCCGCGGCCCACCUCGGAGCCACGGAAGGGGCCGGCGGUUGGUCUUGGGCGCGCCUACCAUUUCCUCAUUCCGUUUUUUGCCCCUGAUAUUCCUCGGACGCCGGCGUGGUGCAUGGCCGCGACAUAGUUGGCCGAUGGGCGUGCGCGCCUUCGCUUUUGCCUCACCCCCUUUUCGUUUUUGCCAAUUUUUUUUUUUCCGCUUUUUUCCAAACUUAAAAAUCACGGCUAUUAUUUUUUAUUUUAUGGGCCCACUGGGGCCCGAUCCCGUUGACUUCUCCCUCCGGGCGUCGUUCCAGCGUCCUCCGCUCAGUAGCCCGCGCCUACCUGUGCAGGCGAGCAGCGUCUUCAUCUAGCUACUCCAGUAGUCCCCACGUCCCACCACCGCGGCCGACGCAGCAAGGCAAGCGCUUCUGGGGUUUCAAGCUCGUAGUGUAGGGCUCAGAUUUUGACUUCUUCGAACCAUGGGAGUGCCGCGGGAUUCUUCGAGGGGAGUGUGGGCAAACCAUGGGAGUGUGGGAAAGCCAUCCGAUCUCCUGGGAAAACCAUGGGAGGUGGGAAAGCCAUGGGAUUGGCGUGGGAAUUCUUCGAACAGGGCGGGGAGCGUUUUAGCCCCCGCGGCCGCAGCAAAACCAUAGGCGGGCGCGCGGAUUCGUCCUUCCGGGUGGUUCCGCGGGGCCGGUGCUAGCUGGGGCGACUAAAGCAGCAAAGCCAGCUCGCUGCUUUUUGGUAUGGGUCUGGUUUCUUUUCUCUCGGACAAUCCUCCAGAGUCAGGAGCGCUAUCCCUUCCAGCUUCUGGGGACACAUGGUGGCGACGGGUGUCAUGAGCAGCAUACAUCACCCGAAAAGAGCCCGGCCAUCAAGCACUCCUGUUGUCCCGUCCGAAAGGAUGACGAGGGGAACUGCGGCCGCACUAAAUUGAUCGGCUACAUUGGGUGCCCGAGUAGCGUGAUGGACUAUGAGCCGGCUGCGAAAGCUUUUCUUGAGCUUUGCCGCACGCGGUACGGCGCGCGCGGACCCUUCCCGGAGCAUUGGGGCUGAUGUCUGGGAUGGCACCAAGUCCGUGAGUGAGAAAAUGUUGGGCCGGCUCUACACGCCCGCAAAGGGGCUGGGGUUUUUACGGAGAGCGAAGGCUCGGAGGCCGAAGGCGAGAAGGAGGGGAGGCAGCCUGCUCCACCGCCUCGCGUACUUAGAUAGACUCGGGGGAGCGACCGCGCUUGGUGCGCGACCUGUGUCAUCGUGUGAGAAAUACGACACCAGCGAAAGUGCCAGGGAGGAAGAGGAUUUCAGAGGGCAUGGAGGUGCUUGCCAUACUGUGCGGGCAAAUGCUUACGCAGCCAGCUCGCGACGGACCUCGGGCGCUGAUGGACAGGCUCAAGGCAAAAGCCGAGCGCCAUCGUCGGGAUAUCGCCACGAACAUCGUCGACCGCCUGGCCGACGGCCGGGGGGGUUCGUUUCUAUUGGACUUCGUCGGGCAGCUGGUACGGAGAUGGUUCCUGUUUGUUCAAGAAUCAGCCUGCCCGGAGACGCUGGGGAGUUCCUGUCUUUUCACGAAGUAGCUCCCAGACGAUGCAUAGGGCGGGCCACUUUUUGACUUUUCAUUCAUUGCAGUGAGUAGGUAUGUAGCCCGCGCGCGUCGUUUCUUGAUAUUCUGAGGAAAGGGAACAGGUGUUGGCUGUCCAGCAGGCCCCUUGGCAUUCCUUCCAGCAGCCACCCAGAAUGAAGCAUCGAGCGUGGUUGGAAAGACGACCAAGGCGGAAAGACCAGCGAGCGGCUUUCUGCAGAUGUGUCGCAGCGAGGGUCUCGGUGUCCUGGGGAAAAACGCCCCCGCCCCAGAAUCAAUCCGCUCGCUGCGAGGGGGUCCGCGGCGCCAGUGGCGCUGGGGUGAUAGUUGUGCCGACUACGUGACGAUGAUGAUGGUGAUGCGUGAAGGUUUGUAGUCCGCAUCCCAGGACGAGCACGAAGCGCGCCUCGUCGCGUUUCGGCCCCUAUAGUGCUGUAAUAAACAGGGGAAGAGGUGGAUGGCUUUGGUGUGCGGCUGUCCUUGCGAACCAGCAGGCACAGCACUGACUUACUUUUCUCCGCGGGGCAGCUGAGUGGGGCAGCGGGGUUCCUGGGCCAUGAGCUAGCAAGCGGGGGCGUGCUACGAUCGGCUCUGCCACCGUUUGCCAUUGCCAUCAGAUCGACCACCUUUGCAGGGAAUCGCAAAUGAGGGAGUCCUGCGGUCGGCUCGUUCCUCUUUGGGCCUCCCGCCGGCGAAAUGCAAGAACAGGAGCCCUCCUGUCGGCUCUUCUUAGUAUUGCAGUUCCCGCGCGCGUAUUUGUGAGCAUGUCCUUGUCUGGAAGAUCGACUGGUUGGGGUUUGAGCUUGCUCUGCAGCGCGUCCUUCCAUGUCGGCGCACGAAGCGACGUCGUAUGUAGUGAGGUCGCGCGCGUUGGUUCUGUCCUGGCGCUUUUUUUGCCCGUCAGACAGCAAAACGGCCGGCAGUUAUCAAGCGGCCGGAAGUGUUUUUUGACAUAAAAGGUCACCAAUUAUCAAGCCGCCGGGGCUUUGCCAUCAAACAAGCACGGGCCAACUCUAUCGAUUACCGCUUGACAAAACGACGCAAGGGAGCCGGCAAGCAAGGGGGCCGGCAAAAGGGGGGCCCCUCUGAGGCGCCCACCGCCUUGGUUUCUGGUGGCUUGGGGCGCUCAAAAAGGGGCGCCGACAAAAGUCCAAUAAUACAACAACCGCGAACCCGCAUGCUAUUGGCACCAUUUUGGCCCACUUUUCGAGGUCGCAAAGCCGGCCACCAAAGUCGGGCAUCUGUAAGGCGGGGAGCGGGCCAAACGCUGCGACUUUUCAACAAAAAAAACCAAAAAACGCGAACGCCGCCAAAAGCCGAAAGCCAAUCCGCAUGUUGUGGCCCCCUUUAGGGGGCCAAUAGUGCCGGCCCCGGCGGAGGCCCUAGGGCGGCCAUAGCGUGUGGGAAAGCGUUGCUUCUCUGGAGGCAGCAGGGGCGCGGCUUUUCCACAAAAAAAACCAACAAACGCAAAUGCCGCCAAAAGCAGCAGGCUUUCAAUCCGCCUGCUAGGGGCCCGAUUUGGGGCGCCCAAGGGGCCGACCCUGGCGGGGACCCGAGCGGGGCCACGGCAUGCGGGGAAGGCCUUCGGGCUUUGCAGACAGGAAGCGGGCGACUUGUAGCCGUGAUAUCUACCGCCCCCGACACCAUGCGGGGCAACGCUUUGGAGGGCGGCAGUAAAAAAAGCCACUGCGGCCUUACUAUCUACCCCCGCGGGCGCGGCUAUUAUUGGUGUCUAUUAUCUAUGGCCCUCAGUCGCACUCGCAGCGCGUCGCGCGGAAUCCCCUUGAUGCAUAUAGUCCCGCGCCGAUUUCUUUUCCCUCGUGCCGAUUUCUCUUCCCUGGCUGCGCGUCAAAAAAUGGCUGCGCUGCGCAAGCUUUCAGCUGCCAGACAUAUUUGUAGUGGUGGUCGGGGAUGUUGGUGGAGCUCCACCGCCAAAGUUUUCAGGAGGCAGGAAAGCGCGCGGAGGAGUAUCCGAUCCAUCUACCAGGUCGCCGGGCUACGUACGUUGGUGUGGGCGCCGAUUUCAGCUGCAGCGGCACCAUAGUGCUACGUAGCGCAUACCCACCGAACUCAACCUCGAGAGUAUUUGGCUCUGUUGUUGGUUUCUCGUGCGCCAGGGCCUCCCUUCUGUCGUAGUAUAGAAAUCAAUGCGGGAGUAUACGUGGCCCGCUCGGCUUUGUUUUUCUUUUUGUGCCGAGUUCGGGCGCUGCAGGUUACUUCCACAGCGGGAGUGGGUUCCGCGGAAGGUAGUAGCUAGACCACCUGACUUAUCUAGUUAGCCCAGCCCUUAAGGCAGAACGAAGACGGGGAGCAGCGCGGGCGUUUGCUAUCCAUUCGAGUGCGUAGCUAGCAUGGCGCUCCAGCGACUUUGAGGACUUUGGCGCAAUAUAAUUCAAUGCACUUACUGACGUCACAGGUUGCGCCCGAGCUCGGCGCGCUAUCGCUCUGCGACUUGCAAUACGGUGGGCCGGCGAUUGGCGUCAUGGAUGCGCGCGCGCAAGAAGGCCUCGGUGGCCGCGGCGUUAAGCACAUAACGCGCUAUGUGGGCAAGCGGGCAUUUGGGCAGUGGGCGGGGCUGCCAUCUUAUCUUGGCUAAAAACGUACCCACCCCAGCCGCGGCAUCACAAUCAUGCAGAGGAAGUGCCAAGUGAAGGCCCAGACACCUGGCGCGGGCCUGUCCGAGAGAGACACAAUUCCCGCUCUCGUUUUUGUAUGUGUGCGUGUAGUUGUAGAAACCCUUACUCUUUUAAGCGCCAGCAUUGUCAUCAGCACAGGCGGAUGGGUAUGGGCUCGCGAUCUGGAUGCAUGCAGGCUCACUUGUCAUGCAGAUAUCUGAGCUACGAAAUGAGGUGGCUAGGUUUUUGUUUAAGAUUGAUACGUGCUCCACGCAUGACAUGGGACAGUGAGCAACGCGAUUGGGUUUGGAUGGUUGCGAGCAAUUUGGCGACAGCGACAGCGCGAUCUGCAAACGUGAUUCCGCAAACUUGAUUUCAAAUCUAAACGUGAUCCCAUAAACGUGAUCCGACGAUAAACGUGAUUCCAUUAACUUGAUUCCAAACGCAAACGUGAUUUCAGAUUUUGGCUAACUUGAUAUGGGAGAUUUCCGAACACAAGUGCACGCAUACCGAUGUUUCUGCUGCCUCGUGUGGCAACGAGGCGGCCGGGUUUAACUGGUGGCGGUAGGCACAGAAAAGGACCCAUCCCCAUCCAAUUUGUGAUUGCAAAGCAUGCAUAUUCCAUUAAAUCCUGUGUCUGUGAUGCAAAAAAUGGAUGGGGAUCGUGGAUUUUGUUCUGUGGAUAGGGAUGUCGGAUUUCCUGGAGGGCGCCGGCAGUACGUCAGUCGCCUUCGUCUUUUCAACCGCGGUGGUGAUGCAACUUUAUUCAAGCGGCUGAACAACGGGACCGUGUGGCUGGAUCCGCCCAUUACCGUGGACGAAGAAGAUCCGAGCAACUACGGCGACAUCGGCAGAGAGCUGUGGGCCCUGCUGGACGGCGGAACGCUGGUCGCGGGGAAAGACUAUGUCCAGUUCGGGACUGUGGCCACUGGGGAGGAGGGCGGCACUUCGAUCUUCCUGGACGGCGCGGGCAUCGCGACAAAGCAGCCAGUGCGCCGCCUCUAUGUGGCCGCACCGUUUGACCGUGUCCCCACUCCCGGUUCCGCUUACUCUUGCAAUAACGAUCCAAUCCACAUUUGUGGAGCCCUGCUGUACGCUCCUGCGUGGAGCCUGGAUGAGUCGACAAGCUAUCUACAGCACGCCUGGCACCUCCCGCCCCAGUCGUUCCGCCUUGUCCCGCGGACGAUGCUCGAGGCCUCGGCUUCGUCCCUAUUGAAUCCCGGGGAUGCCAGCGAACGUAGUCCUCUGAAUCGAAAGCUGGGCCACGUGGAUAGUUGCCAAGGAUCCUUAGUCACGGCCACUACCAGUCUGGGGCAGUGGUGGGAAGUGAGCUUCAAGGACGGGCAACCCCGGCCCAUCAUGGGCUUCGUUGCGUUCAAGCAGACCCAGAGCAACUACGAUAACAACAUUGACGACGCGCCGAUCUACCUCAAUGGCACACUAAGAAGUGCCAUUCGCAAUAUGCCCACCCUGCCUCAUUGGAACGCCCGAGGUGUUCCAGACUUCCACGACGCGGGCACGUGGGUGUCCAUUGGCCAGGACGCUUCAAAAAUUCGCAUAUCCGACCCGGCUACCGCGAGGGCUAGCGGACUGAACGGCAUCACGCUCUGUGGGUUUUGGUUGUUCCAAAGCUGUGUGGGGGCAACGUCUUCGGACGCCAACAACUAUCGGCUCGAGAGACUAGCAGACCAGGGCGACCCGGCGGUGCGUCAGAGUUUUGCCUGCACAGAAGAACUCGGGCGGGCUUUCUCAGAGUAUGACUACCUACCAGGGGUGAAUGGGGAGGACGGAACUCUACCGGGGAACUGGCCCUGGAGGGAGUGCGUCCAGUGGUGCGCGCAGGAGCCGAAGUGCGGGGGCGUCGACUACGAGUUGGAUGGCUGCUCCUACUCCCCAGCUCGCGGAAUGUGCCGUCCCCGUAGAAGCGCCAGCACGCGCGCAGCGCUGGAUCCCACCGCGGAUGUCGCGCGGGACGCACGGGUUGCCCUGGUCAUGACGGACGGCUGCCGUAGGAGUCUCAUGCCCGCACGUCCGCUCCGCUUCGUCAGUAAGACCGACUUGACCACGUUUUUGCUGAACAAUAAAGGUGGCUAUCACCUUACCAGCACACCCCGCAUCGACCGCUCUGCCAACGCGGAGUACGGCUCGUGCGCGGCGGCCAGUUCGGGCCUGUAUGACGCUUCGGGCCCAGACAACCCCGACUACUCCUCGCGGGGCUUCUGCAAUCGAUACAGCCACGGAGAAACCAGCACCGAUAUCCUGCAGCUCGAGGUGCAGUCCACGGACACCGCGGGCAACGAUGUCAGUGGUAUGUACGUCGCGGGGGUGGUAUCAACUGCAAAUAUGUCUUGCUCGUCUAGAAGGGUUGAACUUGUGAUGCUGUCUUUGGAUGCUAAACCUUAGAAAUUAAUGUUGCAUGAUCAGCAAGAGGAGACCAGUACUAGUUUGUUCCACGCGGAGAGGCCGUUUGUCAUGCGGAAUAGGCAGCAGAAAGUCCGGAAAAAUUAUCUGUGAAGAUGCUGGCUCAUGCAUUACAGGCAUCAUGGUUGAUGCAGAAUAUGUAUGACAAACGCAAACCUGGCAAUCUCCCAGACCCAGACAUAUUAAUUUGCAAUGCAUAGUUGGUCCUGCAGAUGCGGGCGGGGGACACCAACAGGGGAGUGUCGCGCGUGUACGUGCAGUACCUACCAAAGGGCAAUCCGCAAAUGGGCGUCUAUGUCCCGGGAUGCACGCGCAGCGAUCCGAGGGGCUCGGCCGUGUGUUUGCACGGCUGGCGGGAGGUGGACAAAGGCGCCUUCCUGGAAACCGGGAUGGACUGCCGCUCCGGAGAGGAGCAGUCGGCCCGUGUCCUCUACUUCGGGGAGCCCGUGUUGGCCAGCUCGAUUCGGAUCAUUGGGAAGAGCCCGGGCCUGUCACCCUGCGACACCGCAAAUGUCGCCUACCGCGCGGAGCUGAUUCUUCGCGCCCACGACGGCGUGCGGCAGGUGGGGCGGCGCUUGGAAGCGGGAGACGGAAACCUGAAGAUACCGGGGGACUUGUCCGUCUUCCCACCUGACUACGACGCUUGUCUGCAGUGGUGCGUGGACCAUCCGACCUGCGUGGCGAUCUCGUUUUACGAACAUUACAAGUGUCAGCCCUUCAAGGCUCUGGGGAAGUACCAGGGGCUGGAGACACGUUUCAGCAGCGUAGUCACCUUCGUCUCGCACAAGUAUCGGGUCAAGGAGCACGGCAUGCGGCUCUUCUACAAUCUGGGGACUCCAGGGUACCCCAUGUGCCCUCCGGAGCUGCUAUCCCACAGAGAGCUAGAAUAUUAUCUCACAUUUGUUCGUAAAAAUAAAUGUGAACUCACAGUUGUAGUUGAAAAAUUUCCCAUAGGGUAUCCGUGUGUUUGCUGCUGCAUAUCCAAAUAGUAUGCUAGUGUGCUAGCUCCUUUCUGUGCGAUAGCCGCUUGGUUUGCCAAUAGCGGACGAGGAUCAUUGCGAAGAAGCGAUACAUAUCCUCACAAAAAACGUCCCCACCGAGAUUUGUAUCAGUAGCUGGAACACCUACACCAACACUUGUAAUGCGCAUCCCCAUGAGAGGGAGAGGGAGAGGUAUCUCUCUGGUCGUGCUUCGUUUGGCAUUCUUUGUAAUCGCUGUUGUAACUAAAACUACAGGAACAGGAUAAGCAGUGACCCGCACCUUGCUGUCCGUGCUAACCUGCACUACGAUGCUCACAGAUAGAAACUGUUGAUGCGUCACUUCCAACACUUCUGGCUCUGUGUUGCGAAAUUCCUAUCGUGACUAUGUCGAGGGGGCGGCUUUCCACAGGAUAGUACACUUUAUCCAAUACCUCCGGGUGGAGCAGCGGAAAGGUCAAGCCCGUCGCUAUCAACAGGAAAAAUCCGCCCUCCCCAUAUCAAAGUGGCAAUGAAUCUGUGUUGCGGGAUUUGUCUACACAAAUCAGCUUUGUCUUUCAGUAGAGGACUGCAGGCAGAUGCAGAGCCUAGAAGGGGCAGGCUAGACGUGGGCGCUCAGCUGCAUGGCAGACGUCUCGUCUGCCCUGUAGUUGGCGCAAAAGCAUUACCAAUCGCCUGCGUCAAGCGGCCGACGCUCUGGCUUUGCUCUCCUGCAAGACAAACCAACCUGACUUGUGGCCACAAAUCAGCAUCACAAAUUUUCAAAAGGAUGCCUGUUCGAUAUGGGGAGGGGGGAUUUUUCCUCACAAUAGUCGCUCCGAUGUGCUGGGUCACUUCGCUUACCAGCAGCCGCUCUCUUCCAACCCGGAAGGACCGGGGCCCAGCGCCUCGUGCAGGGACGCAGCAGGGGGCUGGAGUGAAGUUCCGUUCGGUUGCAGCGUGUCCAGAAAACCAGUGAAUGUCGGGCGGCCACACUUCCGGGGUGGCACCCACACGGGCGGCGCACCCACUAAUGAGAUGUUUCUGGAUCCGCGCUUAUCAAAAUGAAAAAUCCCCCCUCCCCAUACUAAAACGGAGACUUGUGUAGCAUGAUUGGUGACCACAAAUCAUGUCGUCACGCUAGAAGGCAAAAGAUGCGGACUGUUGUGCUGGCUGGCGUGGGAACGCCUUGCAUCUUCAGCAUAAAAACAGGAGGCACCUGGAAGUGGGAAACAGCAUGACAAACUGCCUGCAAUUCAGGCCGCAACUGCGUCUCGUGGCCUUCUAGGAAUACAAGUCGAUUUGUAUCCGCAAAUCCAGCAUCAGAAAUUUCCUUUCCGAUAUGGGGAGGGGGGAUUUUUCCUCGCAAUAGCGCUGCCACCGCCUGCCUUAUCAGGUGCUGUGUGUAAAGCGCGUGUACGUUGAUUACUCCCUGUACCGAGUGCGAACCCUAUCAAAAGGAAAAAUGCCCCUACCCCAUAUUGAAACGGCGAUUUGUGUAGGAUGAUUUGUGACAACAAGUCAUGUUGUCAUGCUAGAAGGCAAAAGAAGCGGACUGCAGUGCUGGGUGGCGUAGGGAAGCUUUGCGUCCUCAGCAUGACACCAGGAAGCAACUGGAAUAAAUGGGAAACAGCUUGACAAACCGCCUGCAAUUAAGGCCGCACCUGCGUCUCUUGGCCUUCUAGCAAUACAAGCCGUACGCAAAUGCAGCAUCUAAGGACUGACCCCUAGCAAUACAAGCCGUAUUGGUUGAGGACUGACCCCUUCGUUCUAAGUGCCGUCAGCCAUGGUAUCCGCAAAUGCAGCAUCACAAACGUCUUUUUCAAUAUGGGUCGGGGGAAAAAUUUUUCUUCGCAAUAAACCAAAAUAACCGGGGAGCCCGUCCGUUGUUACCGUGGUGCGGAGCGUGAGCAGCGCAUCAGCAAGAUUGAGUGCAAGGAGGUCGGCUUGGGCAUGGCGUUGACGGCGCCUCUAUUCUUGCCGUACUUGCGCGACCCAUACCAAGGCGACCCACACGGUCUCGGUGGGCGAGAGCAUUUUAAAUGGGGAGCUGCAAUGGAAGAGGGGGACUCAACUUCUGCCGGUUGCCAAACCGGGAGCUCAGGAUGGUGCAGUGUCCCCGCCGGAUGCUCAUUGUCGGACACCAGUG
Amoebophrya sp. A120 is the source of this 12904-nucleotide messenger RNA. Lineage: Eukaryota; Dinophyceae; Syndiniales; Amoebophryaceae. The record is from the annotation of a GenBank genome assembly.